Closterium sp. NIES-67 is the source of this 513-nucleotide messenger RNA. The record is from the annotation of a GenBank genome assembly. NCBI's taxonomy places the organism in Eukaryota, Viridiplantae, Streptophyta, Zygnematophyceae, Desmidiales, Closteriaceae.
AUCGAAACUUUGAACGCAUGUUGCGCCCGAGGCCUCGGCCGAGGGCACGUCUGCUUGAACGCCACACACAUCCAGGUGGAACCUCGCAUCCGAACCCACCCCUCCGCACGCAGCUAAGUGCGGCAGGGGAAACGGGACGGGAAAGCAAUGCGGGGCAGACAAGGGGCGCUCGGGUUGGUGUGGGCUCCGGCCCCCCCUUUCUCCGAGACAAUCGCUCGUACCUGGGAAAACGAGAUGGCCGUCGCAACCCGUGCGCUCCGGGGCACAAAUGGGGGGCAGUCGGUUGAAAUCGCAGGGCCGCAUUAGCCCGUCUCCGCUCCUCUCGACCCCAGUGCAGAUCCCCGGGCGCCACCCGGGAGGACGCGAGUGGGACGAGCGAGAUGAGGCGGGCGGCGACCCCGCUGGGCUCGGCGAACCCAGCCGGCCAACGGACUCCGUCCGGACCUCCCAGCAGGUGGGGGGCCGGUCACUCGGCGAGACCACCCGCUGAAUUUAAGCAUAUUACUAAGCGGA